AUGGUCUCAGAACAUCACAAGGCGGUCCUGAAGGGCGUGAGCCUGAAGGCUGCCAUCGCCGAGCUGGUUGCCACGACGCUCUUCGUAUUUAUCGGAUGCGGGACGGCGUCCACCUUCUCCGCCACCCAAGGACCAAACGGCUUCACCCUGGGAGGUGCCGACCGAUCCAGCGGAAAUGUUGUGCAGGAUAUAACUCUCCUCACCGACUCCAUUCUGACCAACGGCAAUUGGGGAGUGACUACUGCUCUGGCCUUUGGUCUUGCCAUCACCGUGCUGGCCUAUGCCACCAGCCACCUGUCAGGCGGGCAGCUGAACCCUGCCGUGACCCUGGGCCUGGUGCUCUCCGGCGCCCUGUCCGUGGCCCAGGGCAUCCUGAACGCGAUCUCCCAGUUCGUAGGCGCCAUCCUGGGGGCCGCCUUCAUCCGCGCCAUGCUGCCCAACGGUCGGAACUCGGUGCUUGGCACCAACGCCACCGCCCCCGGGGUCAGCACCGGCAACGCCAUCUGCGGCGAGAUCAUCAUGACCUUCACCCUGGUCCUGGUGGUGCUGGAGACGGCCAAGAACAAGAAGUCCACCGUGUCCAACAAUGCGCCCCUGGCCAUCGGCUUCGCCGUCUUCUGCGCCCACGCCGUGCUGCUGCCCAUCGAUGGCUGCUGCAUCAACCCUGCGCGCUGGUUGGGCCCUGCCAUCGUGUCGGGCACCUGGGCUGGCAACUCCUGGCUCUUCGUGGUGGGGCCCUUUGCGGGCGCCAUCCUCACCGUCCCCUUCCACCUCUUCUUCCGCUCCGACUGGGACACGGGCCGUGUGACGGGCGACCCCCUGAACGAGGCCCCCUCCGCCGCUCUGCCCUCCCACAUCGGCCAGGCGCCACUGGCCAGCAACCCUACAUACGACAAGUCGGGAGGGGGGGAUGGGUCUUGGCACCGCCAGGCCAGCCCAGCCCUCAGCGACCCCCUCUUGGGCCCCUUCACCCCACAGAACCCGGAGCUGACGCAGCGGCGGCCCACGGAGGCCAGCGUGUGA
Messenger RNA from Auxenochlorella protothecoides, 1023 nucleotides. RefSeq names its product Aquaporin-1. Gene Ontology annotation, molecular function: water channel activity. Lineage: Eukaryota; Viridiplantae; Chlorophyta; Trebouxiophyceae; Chlorellales; Chlorellaceae. Gene Ontology annotation, biological process: transmembrane transport. The record is from RefSeq and is a predicted model, not a curated record. The transcript is spliced from 5 exons. The coding region runs from base 1 to 1023 and encodes 340 amino acids. Gene Ontology annotation, cellular component: plasma membrane.